Molecule: messenger RNA, 1573 nt
Organism: Folsomia candida
Lineage: Eukaryota; Metazoa; Arthropoda; Collembola; Entomobryomorpha; Isotomidae
Product: protein D2
Exons: 5
Coding region: 147-800 (217 amino acids)
Source: RefSeq, a predicted model, not a curated record
AGUGUACAUACAGUCCUAAAAAAUAUUUUGUUAUUCUUCUAUAAAUACUGCGACUUGCAUUCAACUAACCUUAGUUAAUUUUGAGGUUUGUAUAAGUGCAUGUCCACUUAAAACCGUACUGGGUAACAGCACCGGGUUUUAUCAUCAUGACGUUCUGCAAACCUACGAUAUUUCAAGGUACAAUUCGUACUCUGCUCUUUGUGGCAUUUCUUUCACUGGCUUGCCCAACAAAUGGAGAACAAUGGCAAGAAGACGCGUUGAAGAAAGAAGGGGUUAUUCCUGAAAUUAUUGACUCAGUGAAGGCCUAUCCCUUAAAUAUAACAUACGGCGACGGGGUGGAGGUCAAAUACGGAAAUUUAAUCAAGCCAACAUUGGCAGGGUCUGCUCCUACAAAAGUAAACUGGGAUGCUGAUCCUAACAAACUCUACGUUUUGGUCAUGACUGACCCUGACGCCCCGGCCCGAGGUGCUAAGCUGCUUGGAGAGGUCAACCAUUGGAUGAUCGUGAACAUCCCGGGAAGCGACCUUGACUUGUCGAAGGGAGACACGUUGGCAGACUACGGUCCCCCGGGCCCCCCUCGUGGUACUGGGCCUCAUCGCUAUGUGUUUGUAGUUUACGAGCAGCAAGGAAAAUUUGUCCCUUCACCAAAGUACUCUGAAAGGCUGACAGUUACCGCUCUGGCUAAAAGAAUAAAAUUCUCUGUCAAAGAAUUUGCAAAGGAAUUCAACUUGGGUGAACCUGUGGCCGCAAACUUUUUUCUUUCAGAGUACACUCCCCCAAGGUGCGAAUUAGUUUAUUGAACAGCAACUUUUGCUUUUCUAUGUAAUGUCUCUUUCAUUUUAUGACAAACUAUUUUACAUGCAUUACUUGUAGGCAAUGAUUAUUGGGAUUAAAUGUAACAUUCUAUCUCUUACACUCAGGGCUUUCUAAUUAUCCACUUUUCUAAUUAAUUAGCAAUUAGUAAUUAGUUUCGAAAAUUUUGAUCUAAUUAAUUGUUUAAUUAGUAAUUACUUCUGAACAAGCAAACUAAUUAAUUUUUAAUUAGCUAAUUAAUUCCUUCUAAUUACUGAAUAAUUAAGUUUGCCAUAUUCAUAACUUUUUAUGAAUUAAUUUCACAGCAUUUCAGCAUGGCUAAUGCCUAGACUAAGUCGUCUUUCAGCGAAUGUAAAAUGUUGAAUUAUUUUGAAAUUUAAAACAAAUUACGCACUAGCUUGAGAUGGCUGUGAAAAUUAGAGCUGACCUUAGUUGUGCCGGUAAUCGCUUUAUUUGGACAAAAUUUAUAAGCAGUCGUUACUUUGUUGCCGUAAACUUUUUUAAAAGUAUACCAUCCAUUCACAUUUUCUAACAAGUUUUUAAGGUUCUGUGCAAGGGAGUCCAUUAUACUCAAAGAUAUAUCAAAAAUAUAUUGCUAUCUCGUUGUUUUAAUACAAAGGAGUUGCAAGUUGCAACUACAAGAGUAAAAAAAAGGUUUGUAGUUGAUAAAAUACGCAAGGUAUAUUUGCUUCCGCCAAGAAAAAUUUUUAAGGCGUAAACGAGAAACGUGCAUUAAAAAAUUGUGUUUGAAAAAAAUUAA